AUGAAGGCGUCUCUACUAAGAGCUGUUGUGGACCCGCACAGUAAUAUGUAUUUACUUCAACUAAUUGAAGAUUUGUAUGGUCAGGACAGUGCUGGCUCAGAGUCACGUGUGUGGGGUCACGUGUGUGGGGUCACGUGUGUGGGGUCACGUGUGUGGGGUCAGCUGACUGAGACUUUGAUAAAGGCCCUCCUCGUCCUGCGCAGCCCCAGACUGUACUCAGCUCCUGAACACGGCACACACGGACAAACCCGCGGAGUCAUGCUGCUCCUAACUCUUCUCCUCCUCGUCUCUUCAGCUGUCGCGAUUCCUCUGCUGGGAACAGAGCAGUGCGCCCGCGGCCCCCCCUACUGGUGUCAGAAUGUAAAGACUGCUUCUCUGUGUGGAGCUGUGCCUCAUUGUCAACAGAAUGUGUGGAAUAAACCUCAACUGAAAACCGUACCCUGCGAGCUGUGUAAAGAAAUCAUAAUCGUGGUUGAGCAGAUUUUGAAGGACAAUGCCACUGAGGGUGAGAUUCUUGGAUACCUGGAGAAAGCCUGCCAGCUUAUUCCAGAUGAGGGUUUGACUGCAGAGUGCAAAGAGAUGGUGGACAAUUAUUACCCCAUUGUGAUUGCUAUAAUCACUGGAGAACUGGACGAUCCUAAUGUGGCGUGUGGUGCAAUUGGGCUGUGCCGCUCUGAACAGGCAGCUCUGGCUGAAGUCCACCACAAGGCUCAGCUCCAAUCCAACGAGAUCCCCAAAAUGGAGCUGCCUCCAAUCCUAAGCCCAUUCAUUUUCAAUAUUCCCAAACUCCCUGAGGAGAGCCACAAGGAAGAAAGUCCUAAACAGGCCAAUGACGUUGUGUGUGACGAAUGCAUCAAGUUUAUCACCGACACUCAAGAUAAAAUGAAGAAUGACCCCACAUAUGUGACCCAUAUGAUUUCCACAAUCCAGCAACAGUGUGACAAAUUAGGACCUGGCAUUUCUGAUCUGUGCAAGGAGAUGGUCAGUGAGUACGCACAACAAGUUGUUGACCAGCUUGAGUCAAUGGCUCCCCAGGAAAUCUGCGGCGACAUCGGUGUCUGUGCCGCUAUGAAGAAGUCUGUCCCGAUGUUGAGCCUGCUGCCAGCCAUGACCAAGGCUGAGGCUAAAAGUGUACCGGCUUUGAAGAUGUUCCCAGCCACAAAAGUGGAGGACAAGAAGAAAAUGUUCAGAGUGCGUGAUUCCCCAUCAUGUGCAAUCUGUGAAUAUGUGAUGAAGCAGGUGGAGACCAUGUUGGAGGACAAGACCACUGAGGAGGAGGUGAUUCAGACGGUGGAAAAGGUGUGCCGAUUCCUGCCUUCCACUCUGACCAAACAGUGCGAGGACCUGAUUGAGACCUACGGCCAGGCCAUUAUCGAGCUCCUGGUGCAGCAGGCUGAUCCCAAAACUGUCUGCACUGUCCUCGGCCUCUGCUCUUCUUCUAGUGGCAAAUAUAUUGCUGUCCUUGAUGAGACUCGGUUCAAAGUUGGAGGAUACUGUGACGUGUGCAAACUGGCGGUGAACUACAUCGACGGCAUUUUGGAGCAGAACGCCACAGAGGCACAGAUUGAGGAGGCUGUGAAGAAGGCCUGCAAUUUCCUCCCCGAUUCUCUGCAAGACGAGUGUAACCAGCUGGUGGAGCAGUACGAACCACUGCUUGUCCAACUUCUCCUUCAGAUGAUGGACCCUGACUUUGUGUGUAUGAGAAUAGGAGCUUGCCCUGAAGCUGUGAAGAAGCUGCUUGGGACUGAGAAGUGCAGCUGGGGACCCAAAUUCUGGUGCCAGAGCAUGGAGUCGGCCACUCUCUGCAAUGCUGUGGAGCACUGCAAACGUCAUGUGUGGUAG
Molecule: messenger RNA, 1842 nt
Organism: Knipowitschia caucasica
Lineage: Eukaryota; Metazoa; Chordata; Actinopteri; Gobiiformes; Gobiidae
Source: the annotation of a GenBank genome assembly